Molecule: messenger RNA, 797 nt
Organism: Geodia barretti
Lineage: Eukaryota; Metazoa; Porifera; Demospongiae; Tetractinellida; Geodiidae
Source: the annotation of a GenBank genome assembly
CUGGAUGCCCAGCACGCUUCAAACACUGACUGUGUGGUGUCGGCACCUCAAGAAAUUGAUAAAGUCUGGUUGAGACACCAAGUCACCGAAUGCUACUAUUUCUGAUGCCUUGCUAUGAGGCACCUUGUCAGUGAUACAUGUGGCGAGAACACAUCUUGCUGACAACGCCAGACACUUGCACCUAACCCUAAACCCCCACGAAGGAUGAUGGUGUAUCCGUGGCACGAACAGACAUGGCCAUAGAACGCAUCUGUAGUGAUAUGGACCUAAGAGUAAUCGACUGCGAAUGGACUGGAACUAUAUUUGGCAAAGGUUCAUUUGGGACUGUGCUUGAAAUGAAGUCAAAACAUAGUGAAGAGGUUUAUGCUGGUAAAAAGUACCACGAUAUUCCCCGCCCAAGGCAACAGUUCCUCAAAAGGCUUUGUGGUCACCUUUUCAUCCUGUGCAAAAUAAACCAUCCAAACAUCGUGCGGACGGUUGGCAUUACCUUUGAUGAUGACAACUCUCCAACUGUCCUCAUGGAGUGCAUGAAGACAACCUUUCAAGAUUAUAUUCUCGACCAAAAAGUGUUCCCUGGAAUCCCUGCUUUAUCUCUUGUCCAAAAAACAAAGCUUCUCUGUGAUGUAGCAAAUGGACUUAGGUACCUCCACAACUGCAGGCCUGUUAUACUCCAUAGGGACCUAACGGCUACCAAUGUCCUUCUUGACUCCACCCUCACUGUGGCAAAGCUGUCAGACUUUGGGAAUGCCCGUGCACUGAACCUCACGUAUGGAUGCACCCCAUUCACAAGUCAGUCU